AUGAGCACGAAACUCGUCAGGACUCGAAUCUAGAUGUGCUGCCCAGGGUUGGCUGGUCGAUGGAUACCCGUUUGUUCGCCGACGAAUCAUCACCGCCUGCCGAUGCCGCCGCCUCCGCCGCCGCCGCCGCCGCAGCCCGUUACGCCGACAACAUGAAGGGCCUGCUACUCGCUGUUCUCUCCAGCGCUUUCGUUGGAGCUAGCUUCAUCGUCAAGAAAAAAGGCCUCAGGCGCGCUGGCAGCUCUGGUUCCAGCGCAGGGUCCGGUGGGUACCGGUAUCUUCUGGAGCCACUUUGGUGGGUUGGGAUGGUGACGAUGCUUGUUGGUGAAAUUGCGAACUUUGUCGCUUAUAUAUUCGCCCCUGCGAUUCUUGUGACCCCCCUUGGAGCUUUGAGCAUUAUCGUGAGUGCUGUCCUUGCGCACUUCAUCCUGAAGGAGAGGCUGCAGAGGAUGGGGGUUUUGGGCUGUGUGCUAUGCAUCGUUGGUUCUACUGUUAUUGUACUUCAUGCACCAGAAGAGAGGAAUCCAAGCUCGGUGGAGCAGAUAUGGUAUUUGGCGACCCAACCAGCUUUUCUUUUGUAUGCGGCGUCAGCGGUUGCCGUCUCACUAGUAUUGAUGUUGCAUUGUUCACCACGGUACGGGCAAACAAACAUAAUGGUCUAUUUGGGUAUAUGCUCAGCUAUUGGAUCUUUGACGGUUAUGAGUAUUAAGGCUGUUGGUAUUGCAAUUACGCUUACUUUUGAGGGAAUCAAUCAGGCAAUCUACUUUCAGACUUGGGUAUUUGCUAUGGUUGCCAUUACAUGCAUCAUAAUUCAGUUGAACUAUUUAAAUAAGGCGGAGAAGCCCUUACAAAUCACUUCCACCUCCUCAGUGCGUGAAGUAGCUGAAUCUCUUUCACCUUCUCGGUGCGGCGGAGCAGCCGGAUCCUUCCCACGAAGAGACGCUUCCCGAAAUUUCCCUCAAGAAAAAACACUGACCUUGGAAGAAGAACAAUAUCACUGA
Dendrobium catenatum is the source of this 1001-nucleotide messenger RNA. RefSeq names its product probable magnesium transporter NIPA6. Gene Ontology annotation, molecular function: magnesium ion transmembrane transporter activity. Gene Ontology annotation, biological process: magnesium ion transport. The record is from RefSeq and is a predicted model, not a curated record. The transcript has 7 exons. Lineage: Eukaryota; Viridiplantae; Streptophyta; Magnoliopsida; Asparagales; Orchidaceae. The coding region runs from base 60 to 1001 and encodes 313 amino acids. Gene Ontology annotation, cellular component: membrane.